GGGCGGCUGCUGCUGCUGCUGGGACGAGGGGGGCGGGAGCGGCCCGGCCCGGCUCGGCUCACGCGGGUUCUCUCCUUCCGCAGCCGCGUGUGCUCCAACCGUCACGGGCUGAUCCGCAAGUACGGCCUCAACAUGUGCCGGCAGUGCUUCCGCCAGUACGCCAAGGACAUCGGCUUCAUUAAGUUGGAUUAAAUUCCUGUCUACAGAAGUGGCUUGAGGAGACUGGCAAGCUGGAAUAUGUGGCUGGAUGAGCUGUUCUUGCUAUCCUUACCAUUGUGUACAUUAAAAAAAGGGGGGGGUUAUCCACUCUGACUCUCAAAUUUUGUAAUUUCUAUUUGUUAAUGCUGACAUUGUAAUUAUAUUUAUACGAUGGUCAUAUUUAACACUGCUUGAUCUCUGAAGUCCGUCUGGUUUCCUUUGAUUCUUUAAUAAAAAGCAGUUGUCCUCAAAUGAAUUUGAGAAGAAACCAC
Python bivittatus (Burmese python) is the source of this 470-nucleotide messenger RNA. The record is from RefSeq and is a predicted model, not a curated record. Lineage: Eukaryota; Metazoa; Chordata; Lepidosauria; Squamata; Pythonidae.